AUGCAUCAACUCAAACACUCCAGAUUCUUCAGAGGUGUGCCGACACGGCAUUUGCGCGACCCGUCUCACAUCUUGGAACCUCAAGAUCUUCACACCGACCAACCUGCGCUGCCAGGCGCAUUUACCACAUUGUCCAACGACCCUCCACCUCCUCCUCCUCCACAACCGACAGUCGAAGUGCCUCGGUCCGGACCUUCUCAUCUUGACGACCUUUACGAGUAUUACGACCCUGAACGAAAACCCUCACCCCAACGCCAGCAACACAUAUCUACACCUGUAUCCCAAAGACCACCUCUAUCCUCACCCUCUAGUGGUAUCCGGUCGUUGAGAAGAACCCCGAGGUUGCAAGAGCGCAGAAUUGAACAAGCCGAAGGCGUAGGAUACUCUCCUACUCCGCGCCCAGACGCCCGCCUUGCCACCCAGUUGAGUGGUUUUGACGUGUCCGAGUCUACAAGCCCUCAAGACUUCCAGCGAUUGGUAGAGGACGAGUCAUAUUGGCCUAGAAGGUCAACGCGUGUCUCUCGACAUACCCACAACGCUAUCCUAUUUGCUUUGGAAGCCAUAAGAAAAGGAAGCGGUGUAAAUGCAAAGCCAUUGACUCCAGAUCUGCUUGAGGAACAGGCUCGAAUGUCAGAUCUGGUAAGGGGCAAUGCGCCCGGUGCCACUGCAAGAGUACAGAAUGGGGGAGCACCACGAACGGCUGCAGCCGCCGGCACUGGGCCGACCGCAACGGAACCACCUCGAUACCGGACUCCCACUGAUGUUAUGCGAGAGAGGAGGUUGCGGGAAGCUCGCAGAGCCGAAGAGGCAGCAGCCAGGAACAUCCAAGAGGAACAGAGAAGGAUACAACAGGGAGGACAGGUUGUUGGCGUUGGGGAAGAUCAAACACCACGACCAACUGCGAGAACAUCAACGGGCAGAACGCAGCCCACGCAGACCUUUCACAUACGCGGUCAGUCUGCGCAAAUGCCAGCUGGCUCUGAUCGGCGGCAAGAGAGCAUCGUCCCAGCUCAGGCUGGCCCGUCACGCGCCGGCCUUGUCCCUAGCCAAAGUGGUGGAACAGACCCCCGGCUUUCAGCAAGCACGCAACGAAAUCGCACAGAAGCAUAUGAGCAAUUGAACCUUCCCGCAACUUCUAGACCAGCAGUACCUGAACAGACACCACGGAUUGCACAACAACCGCAGCAGCCGCCAUCAGCAAGACCUCAGCCUCCAUUACAGCCGGUACUGCAAGCUGGGCCACAACAAGGACCCCUACCAGGACCACAACCAGGACCCCAGCCCAGCACGCAAACGUCUGGGACGGCUGGUCGCAGUCGUUUCCCCAAUGCAUUUGAACGGUGGGAGGAUCUCUCUGCCCACUGGGAGGGCAUUGUAUCAUCCUUCAUUCACCGCAUGCAAAACAAUGCCGAUGAACUAGCUGGCAAACCAUUAGAGAAACAGAUGGCUCGGCAAAUUGAUGACUUGUCCGCUGCGGGAGCUAAUCUGUUUCACGCAGUGGUAGAAUUGCAACGUCUAAGAGCGUCCUCGGAGCGAAAAUUCCAACGGUGGUUCUUCGAGACACGUCAAGAACAGGAACAAGCUCAAGAACGGCAGGCGGAACUGGAACGGCAGCUUCGUGCCGAAAGGGAAGCUCGGACCGUGAGCUCCACGUCCAUUGAAGUGGUCCGUGCAGAUAGGAAUCGAGCUGAAGAACUUGUCAAGGAGAUGCGAAGAGAGCUGCAAAUCAGCAAAGAAGAAGCUAGACGAGCCUGGGAGGAGCUGGGUCGAAGAGAACAGGAAGAGCGCGAAAGAACCAUUGCUUUGAGAAGUGGCGAGCCCACACUCAUAGGGGGCGUGCAGGUCGUCCCCAUGCAAGGACUAUCCAAUCGACAAAUCAGCUCGGCUUACCGGCCGCAGACAAGGGAAGGACCUGCUGGUGGUGCUGGGCCUACGAUUCUGUCGGGUCAGCAGCGCUCUGCUGCUCAACGGCCACGAUCCCAGAGCCAGACAACAGGAACGUCUUUGGACUCUCCCGGUGAAGAAACCAGACAGUUCACUUUCCAACCUGAGACAGGAGGUUCUCCGACGGUGACGGACCCGUUUACAGAAUCCUCCCGUCAGCGUGAAGCAAUACAGACAGGCCCUGAACCUGAGACCCAGUUCUACACUACCCCGCCUCGGCCAACAAUGCCUCAGACCAGCGCUGCAGCUAUCGCCGCUAGUCGUGCUGCCACAAGUGCGGCUCAGGAGCUGCGUUACAGCCAGAGUCCCGCCACAAACUCUCAGAUGUCCGGUGCUUUGCCUGCACCAACACGCCGAGGCACGGGCGGUACGGAGCAAUCAUACAUUGCGUCGACCAUGUCCGGAGCGUCGGAAGACGAAUACACGCGUGAUCCACAGGGCCAUUCUAUACCCUACCGCCAGCCUAUCGGUCCAUCUGGACUUCGGGCCGAGCUGAGCGAUGAUGAUGGCGGAGAAGGUGAUUAUUCCGAUGAAGACGACGAUGACCACACCGCCGAUAUUGAGCGUGAGAGGAUGUAUGCGGCACAAUACCGUCCUCAACAAGCCCAGCAGCAACAGGUCCAAAUUCCACGAACAACUUCUGGUCCCUUACCCGCUAUCCCGCAAGGCCGCAUGCCAGAGUAUGAGGGUGAAGGGUACGAAACCGAGGCCCCGCCGAUCGUUACACAAGCUCAAACGGGAUGGGAGGAGCUUCAGGCCACCAGACAUCGACAUCCCACCAGGUUGAGCGACAUCAUUGAAGAGACGACUCAGCGCACGAGUCCGAGCAGGACAAGCUAUGUUUCCGGCAGCGGUCCUCUACCCGGCCAGAGCGAAGGUGGCAGCGGCCCUGGCAACAUGGCCUCGCGACGGUAA
Exophiala spinifera is the source of this 2859-nucleotide messenger RNA. RefSeq lists its product as uncharacterized. The record is from RefSeq and is a predicted model, not a curated record. Lineage: Eukaryota; Fungi; Ascomycota; Eurotiomycetes; Chaetothyriales; Herpotrichiellaceae. The transcript has 2 exons. The coding region runs from base 1 to 2859 and encodes 952 amino acids.